AGAAGUUGGAAGCAGACGGACCGCUGGCCGUCAGCAGCGUACGUAAGAGCCCAUUGCUCGCCCUUGUCGAGGCAAACAUAGAUGAACGCCCGAGUCCACAAGGGGGAUCUUGACGGAGGUGAAGUGAGAAUUGAGAAUUGAGCACUGUUUGGCAAACGUGUUUUCCGCAAACAAAGACGCGACGGCACUUGCACUUUUCCAUCAUGGCCACUCAAAUCACGACAGGGACGUCCGAACUCCGGGAUAUCACCAAGAUGGAGCGCAUAGGCGUUCAUUCGCAUAUCCACGGGCUGGGUCUCGACGACCGGCUAGAGCCCAGGGCUAAUUCUCAGGGGAUGGUUGGACAGGCAAAGGCCAGGAAGGCUGCUGGUAUGAUUCUCAAGAUGGUGCAGGAAGGUCGGAUAGCAGGACGAGCGAUGUUAUUUGCUGGGCCUCCGUCGACGGGAAAGACUGCUAUUGCUUUGGGUAUGGCACAGACGUUGGGUCCAGACGUACCUUUCACCAUGAUUGCCGCCAGCGAGGUAUUUUCACUAUCGAUGUCAAAGACGGAGGCAUUGACGCAAGCAUUCCGACGGAGCAUUGGUAUACGCAUCAAGGAGGAGACAGAGCUCGUCGAAGGAGAGGUCGUCGAGAUUCAAAUUGACCGAAGUCUGACUGGCGCCACAAAAACCGGAAAACUGACUAUCAAAAGUACCGACAUGGAGACUAUCUAUGACUUGGGUACAAAAAUGAUUGACGCUCUCUCGAAGGAGAAAGUCCUGGCAGGAGACGUCAUUACCAUCGACAAGACGUCUGGUAAAAUCACAAAGCUCGGUCGUUCCUUUGCACGGUCGAGAGAUUACGAUGCCAUGGGCGCUGAUACCAAAUUCGUUCAAUGCCCAGAUGGUGAAAUACAAAAACGGAGAGAGGUCGUGCAUACGGUGUCUUUACACGAGAUAGACGUCAUCAACAGUAGGACGCAGGGUUUCUUGGCUCUGUUCGCAGGAGACACGGGUGAAAUCAAGCCGGAGCUACGGAAUCAGAUCAACACCAAGGUGGCAGAAUGGCGCGAGGAGGGGAAGGCUGAGAUUAUACCAGGUGUCCUUUUCAUCGACGAGGUUCACAUGCUUGACAUUGAAUGUUUCUCGUUCUUGAACCGUGCCUUGGAAAAUGAUCUGGCUCCUUUAGUCAUUAUGGCUUCUAACCGAGGGAUGGCUCGUAUUCGGGGGACGACUUUCCGUAGUCCUCACGGAUUACCUGUGGAUCUUCUUGAUCGCGUACUCAUUGUCAGCACCAAACCGUACAGCGAGGAGGAUAUCGAGCAAAUCAUACAAAUACGAUGCCAAGAAGAGGAUGUCUCCCUUACCGCGGAUGCUACGAGUGUCCUGACAUCCAUGGCCAUGCAAACGACACUGCGUUACUCGCUCAACCUCAUUUCAUGUGCUCAGAUGCUGGCUCGGAAACGAAAGGCGGAGCAAGUAAGCGUGGAGGAUUUGCGGAGAGCAUAUACGUAUUUCAUGGAUGAGAAGCGAAGUGUCCAGUGGCUGAAGGAGCAACAAGGAUCACUCGUCUUCGAGGAAAUACCGACGUCCAGCGAGUAUCUCAUGGACAGCUCAUGAUACUAUUCCUAGCUGCGUGUACUCUGGUCUUGUCUUCUAUGAUACGACUAGUCAUUAUUUAUUCCCCACGAACGACAGCUCUAGGGAAAUUUUAGGACCAAGUGGAUUCGGAGAGUAAGUUAAAAUGAGUAAGACUGCUGCAUUAGGUGCUUUCGGCGACCGCAAAGAUGCAACUAGGUGGAUGACGCUCUCGUAAUUGCUACGGGUCAGAUGCUUCGUUAGCCAGUUCACCGCUCGUACGUUGCAUAAUAUCUAUUUCAAAAAUGAAUUU
Guyanagaster necrorhizus is the source of this 1869-nucleotide messenger RNA. RefSeq names its product DNA helicase. NCBI's taxonomy places the organism in Eukaryota, Fungi, Basidiomycota, Agaricomycetes, Agaricales, Physalacriaceae. The record is from RefSeq and is a predicted model, not a curated record. The transcript is spliced from 8 exons. Bases 204 to 1598 code for a protein of 464 amino acids. Gene Ontology annotation, molecular function: ATP binding; ATP-dependent activity, acting on DNA; ATP hydrolysis activity.